Messenger RNA from Plasmodium coatneyi, 2853 nucleotides. Its product is annotated as SICA antigen. Bases 1 to 2853 code for a protein of 950 amino acids. NCBI's taxonomy places the organism in Eukaryota, Apicomplexa, Aconoidasida, Haemosporida, Plasmodiidae. The record is from RefSeq and is a predicted model, not a curated record. The transcript is spliced from 5 exons.
AUGGUGUGUUCUAUGGAGAAUAAGGUGUGUGGUAUGGUGAAUGAGGUUAAAAUAUGGAAAGACAUUGAAGAUGUGCUUAAAGACAUGCUUAAGAAUGUUCAGAAAGAUGCCCCAGAAAUAAACUCACUGUGUGGUGAUUAUAAAGAGGACAGCGGAGGCAUAGUGGCUAGGAACAGAGGAAAGGACUUGUGUAAAAUGUUAAUAAAAAUAAUAUAUUGGAUUGAUGGACUGAUAGAGAAAGAGGAGAAGAUAGGGCAUAAGAAGUGGAACUGGAAGUGGGAAAGAAGGAAAGACAUCAAAGAAGAAGAUUGGGAACUCCAAGCCUAUCUUAGAUGUAUAUUAGGAAAAAUAACUAUGACAAAAAUGUUAGCGACUCACUGUGAUAUGGACAGGGUUACUCCAAUUGUGACGGGAGCCAUAGAAGGAACUUUGUUACAGAAAGGUGUCCAGGCGGAACAUGAAAAAUGCGAUGAAAUCGAUUUCAGGAGUUUAAAUAUUGGGAAAAAAUUUUUUUGGGAGGAAAUAGAUAAAUGGAUAAAGCAAGAAACAAGAGAAGGAGGAGGAAUAAGAAAAAUAAAGAGUGAUGGGGAAAAAUGUGUAGGAACUGCACCAACUAAAAAAACGAGUGCAGACGCAGUAGUGAAGAAAAAGAAUGUUGUUAAGUUAUUAGGAUCUGGGGAUCCGAAUGAAUUGCAGGAAUUAAUAGAGAAGGACACUAAAUUACCGAAGGAGGUAUUGAAUAAAGUGGUAGAAAAAAUACAAAAGAAGUUAGAAAAAAAGAAAGGAGCUCAAUACAAAUGUCCCAAACGUACAAUCACUAAAGAUGGAUUUGUCGAUGACGACGAAGAACUCACCAUUGGGGAAUGGUUCACGGCAUUUUCCAACAAUGUGUCUGAGGAUGACAAAAUGAAUUUUGGGGAGUGGGAUACACUGCGUGCCGUAUGUGAUGAUUUGUAUAGUGUUCAAAGUGAUAUGAGUAAGUAUAACAGUUUCUGUGAAAUUAUGGUAAGGAAUUUACUUUUAGUAACGGAAGUUGGAAAUCAAUAUAAAAACGAAGACGGAAAAACACCAUGUGAGAAGAAAGUGAAAAAUAUUCCUCUAUGUAAUCUCUUAAAAGUGUGGAUGGAAUAUAUGCGGUUUUUGUGUGCACCGGAAGAAGUCAUGAAACACGUCUUCGAGGCAGUAGAACCAGUUAGGGCAAUACUUCAUCCAGGUGGGAACUAUGCUAAGUGCGAAUAUGGGACGUAUGCUAUUAAUUAUAGAGGACAGACGGAUAUGUUAGAGAAAGUUUGGAAGCUUCUACACGACAGUGUUAUUAGUGGAAGGGUAGGCAUUGUUACUAAACAUACAUGGUGUACUGAUUAUAGGACAAGGAAGGAUCGGAUCCGUGCACCUACAGGUGAUGGUCUUAGCCGUGCCGAUAAGGGCGCACAGAGUCAAGGUAUCAAUGGUAAUGCUGGUUUAAAAAACUUAGAAGAACUCUUAGAAAAAAUUAGGGGGCCAAUGGAGGAAGAGCGGCAAGCAGAGCUGAAGUUUCUGGAACAAACCAUUCAGACAGUCAUACAAGAAGAACAACAGAAACAACAACAGCAGCCUCAAGGACCACCCCCUCCUCCACCACCGCCCCCCAACCCUGGCGACCAAGGAACGGUUAGUGGAGGAGAGGAAGGGGAACGGGGGGUGUUUAAACCAAGCGAAGCACCGGCACCUGUCACUAAGAAAGAAGAACCAGGGGAACCACCUGACAAAGUUACUACGGCUCCGAAGGACUCUGUUCAGGAACAACCAGGUAAGGAUACAUCAUCUCCUAAGCGUACUCCCAGUAAGGAAGAUUGUAAGGACAACACUGUGGAUGCCGGUGUAGAUCCUGGUGCAUGCUUCGAUGAUCUUGACAAUGAUUUGCCAAUAGGACCUUCCCCCCCUGCUCCUUCCAAUGAACAUCAUGAAGCUACUGGAGACACUGGUCCUAAAGGUGUUGCAGGCAGUAGUCCUGUUCCUGCCCUAGUAGUUCCUGGUCAGGAUGAUCUGCCCUUACCGAACCCACCCCAACGGAAAUUAAACCUGAAUUUUAAGGAAAAAAGCGAUGAAUCCUACAAUGCAUUUGGCGGAGGUGGCAAGGACAACAAGCAGACUGAAAAUAGUGCCGGUUCUUCCUCUAGACAAGCUCCAGAUGGUCCUCCAACAACAGUAACAGCAACAACAACAUCAUCAGCUGGAAGUAUUUCAACAAAUAGAACAAGUGAUCCAGGGAGGGGGGGAACCGGAGGCUCCCCUCCUGCUCCAGUCCCACUUAUUCAAAAGAAUGACCACCCUUCCGACCUCCUUACCCCCUACCUUCCUACCAUUCCUGUGUUCCUUGGUAUUUCUGCAAUGAGCUACUUACUUUGGAAGUAUUUUUUCCUCGGUAAAAAAAGAAAACGUUACCGAAGAGCUCAUCAAGUACGUGGUUCUCCAACAUUGGAAGAACAACUCCUUCCUCAUGUGGACGACCAGGCACAUGGUCCACAUGAAUAUACCUUAAUAAAGAAAGGCAGACAACCAAGAUCUGUUUCAAUGGGAACGAAAAAACCAAAAAAACUUGUCGAUCGCCGUGGUGUAGGUCGACGUACCAUUAUUGAUAUUCAUUUAGAAGUCUUAGACGAAUGUCAAAAAGGGGACACUAAACUGGUUCAGGAAGACUUUUUUGAAAUUUUGGUUCAAGAAUUCAUGGGAUGUGAAUUCAUAAAAGAAAAAAAUGUUCCUGAGGAACAGGUUCCAAGUUCAGAUUCCGGGUUUAGGGGCGAAGACUUUGUUUCUAAGGAUGAUGUUCCUAAGGAACAGGUUCCAAGUUCAGAUUCCGUGUUUAGGGUGUAG